Molecule: messenger RNA, 7470 nt
Organism: Apaloderma vittatum (bar-tailed trogon)
Lineage: Eukaryota; Metazoa; Chordata; Aves; Trogoniformes; Trogonidae
Gene: LAMA3
Product: laminin, alpha 3
Exons: 59
Biological process (GO): regulation of cell migration; cell adhesion; regulation of cell adhesion
Cellular component (GO): basement membrane
Molecular function (GO): signaling receptor binding
Source: RefSeq, a predicted model, not a curated record
GGACAGUUCUGUGAUUAUUGCAAUGCUGCUGAUCCCAGCAAAGCUCACCCGGUCACCAAUGCAAUUGAUGGCACAGAACGCUGGUGGCAAAGUCCUCCUCUUUCUAUGGGCUUGAAGUACAACGAAGUCAAUGUCACUUUAGAUCUGGGGCAGCUCUUCCAUGUUGCCUAUAUCCUUAUCAAGUUUGCAAAUUCUCCUCGUCCAGAUCUCUGGAUCUUAGAAAGAUCAGUGGACUUUGGAAAAACUUACACUCCCUGGCAAUAUUUUGCUCACUCCAAAGCAGACUGCUUGGAGCGCUUCAGAAAGGAAGCGAAUCUUCCAGUGAGGAGGGACAGCGAUGUCCUUUGCACCACAGAGUACUCUCGCAUUCUGCCUCUUGAAAAUGGAGAGAUUGUAGUAUCUUUGGUAAAUGGCCGCCCAGGAGCAAAAAACUUCACUUAUUCCCCCAGUCUUCGAGAAUUCACGAAAGCAACAAAUAUCCGCCUUCAUUUUCUCAGAACUAACACACUUCUUGGACACUUGAUUUCAAAAGCUCAGCGAGAUCCCACUGUAACUCGUAGAUAUUACUACAGUAUAAAGGACAUCAGUAUUGGUGGUCGAUGUGUUUGCCAUGGCCAUGCUGAAGUAUGUAAUGCAAAGAGUGCUGAAAACCAAUAUCAUUUUCAAUGUGAAUGUCAGCAUAACACUUGUGGGGAAACCUGUGAUCGCUGCUGCCCUGGAUAUAAUCAGAAACAGUGGCAACCUGCAACAGCCAGGAGCACAAACGUGUGCGAACCCUGCAAUUGCCACGGACAUGCCACUGAUUGCUACUAUGAUGCCAAUGUUGAUCAGCGUCAAGAAAGCUUAAACACCCAUGGGCAUUAUGAAGGUGGAGGAGUCUGCAUUAACUGCCAGCAUAACACAGCUGGUAUUAACUGCGAGAGGUGUGCAAAAGGUUACUAUCGUCCUUACCGUGUUCCAGUGGAAGCUCCUGAUGGUUGUAUACCCUGCAGCUGUAACUUGGAGCGUGCAGAGGGCUGUGAGGAAGGGUCUGGCCGCUGCUUCUGUAAGCAGAAUUUCCAGGGAGAAAACUGUGAACGCUGUGCUGAUGGAUUCUAUGGUUAUCCAUUUUGUGUCCAUAUUCCUGUAUAUCCUUUUACUUCUGCAAAUCCAAGAGAUGCUAUGGCUGGUGACUUAACAGGCAAGUUCUUGAAGGUGGCUGCGAACCAGGAUAUUUUGGCCCCCGGUGCCUGCCCUGCCAGUGCCACGGUGCAGGAGUGCUGGGCGGUGACUGCGAUGGAAAUACCGGACAGUGCAGAUGUCAAACCGGAUUUUGGGGUUUUUUCUGUGACACCUGUGCCACUGGGUAUUUUAAUUACCCCUUCUGCCAGGCAUGCGAAUGUCACUUGGCGGGUACCCAUCCCGAAGUCUGCAAUUUUCUUGGGAAGUGUCUUUGUCGCGCCGGGGUGGCGGGACUUCAGUGUGACAGCUGUCAGCCUGGCCGUCACUCAUUCCCUGCCUGUCAAGGGUUUCACCGGAGUACCUGAGCUGCCACCGAGGUCUAGCCUGCCUUGUACAAGAGAGGAAGAAUGUAACUGUCAUGCUGUUGGCUCAGUGGGGAAUACAUGUGAUCAUAGAGGUCAGUGCCUGUGCCAUAGUAACUACGUUGGACUUAGAUGUGACCGGUGUGCUCCAGGUUAUUACAGCUAUCCCAGUUGCUUGCCUUGUGAAUGCUCUCCCGAGGGCUCCCGGCACAGCACCUGUGAGCCCCUGUCCGGGCAAUGCGAGUGUCAAACGGGCGUCACAGGGCGACAGUGUGACAGAUGCUUUUCUGCAGCUGACACCUUCCCCUCCUGCAAAGGUGUCAACAGUGAAUGUGACCCUUCAGGUAGCGUUGUUUCUCAUUCCGGUUAUUGUCAAUGUCUUCAGCACGUUGAAGGUCCUGCCUGUAGUAAAUGCAAACCGUUGUACUGGAACCUGGCCAGAGAAAACCCUGAGGGAUGUACAGCAUGCCAGUGUGAUGUAAAUGGAACACUAAGUGGAGUUGCAGAAUGUCAACAGGAAAAUGGGCAUUGUUACUGCAAAUCUAAUGUUUGUGGAGAUUCCUGCGACACUUGUGAAGGUGGUUAUUAUGCUCUUGAAAGCAAGAAUUAUUUUGGCUGCCAAGGUUGCCGAUGUGAUGUUGGAGGAUCUCUCAGCCCAGAGUGUGCCGAGCCCUCGGGGACCUGCCAGUGCAGGGCACACGUCGUGGGGACCGACUGCCGGCAGCCUGAAAAAAACUAUUUUUUCCCUGAUCUGCACCACAUGAAAUUUGAGAUUGAGGAUGGUACUACUGUUGAAGGAAGGGAAAUUCGAUUUGGCUAUGAUCCUCGGGAAUUUCCUAGCUUCAGUUGGAGAGGAUAUGCCCGGAUGUCCUCUAUACAAAAUGAAGUGAGGAUAACUGUGAAUGUGGAAAAAUCAAACCUCUACUUAUUUCGCAUUAUCCUGAGGUAUAUUAACCCUGGAGGUGAAUCAUUAUCUGGUCGCAUAUCUGCUUGCCAAUCUCAGCCUGAAGCAGGGGCUGCUCAGAGCAAAGAGUUUGUCUUUCCACCCAGCAAGGAGCCAGCUUUUGUCACAAUCCCAGGAAAAAGCACCACAGAGCCCUUCUCACUGGUUCCAGGCACGUGGACUAUCAGUAUAAUGGCAGAGGAAGUCCUCUUGGAUUAUAUGGUGCUGCUACCUAGAGAUUACUACGAAGCGUCCAUCUUGCAGAUACAAGUUACAGAGCCCUGCGCCUAUUCAGAACGUGCUUCAGCAGAGCACUGCCUGCUCUAUCGGCAUUUGCCAUUGGACAGAUUCUCCUGUGUCCUUGGUUCAGAGGCAGCGUAUUUCGGGCACGGGGGAGAAUACGGAAGACUACCCGUGCGACAGCCAACUCCUGAUCAACCAGUGAUGAGCCGUAUCAGUGGAAGAGAGGUCAAUUUACAGAUGACCAUAAAUGUUCCUCAAGUUGGUCGCUAUGUUCUGGUUUUUGAAUAUGCCAAUGAGGAGGAUCUGUUACACACUGCCAAGGUAGUAAUACAGAGCCCUGGACCUGUCACUGAAGGCAGAGUAAGAAUAUAUAGUUGUAAAUACAGUUUCCUUUGUCGCAGCGUUGUAGUUGAUGACAGGAAUCGUGUUGCAGCCUAUGACCUUCUUGCAGAUACAAAAAUACAUCUUAAGGCAUCAUCAAUUAAUUUUCUUCUGCACAAGGUUUGUAUUAUAUCAGCUGAAGAAUUUUCUUCAGAAUAUGUGGAUCCUAAAAUACAGUGCAUAGCAGCUUACAGGAGCACCCAUGAUGGAAGUGCAACCUGCAUUCCCUCAGUGUAUGAAACUCCACCAGCAGCUUUGGUUUUGGAUGCAUUCAAGGACGGGAAAGUUUCCGAAAUACAGAGAAAUAUAUUGUAUGAUCCGCUGAGCAUCACUUUACCUUCUGACUCAGUUAACGGAGUCACGUUGACACCAUUACAGAACCAGAUUACCUUGAGUGGCAGAGUGCCUCGCCUGGGCAGACAUGUAUUUGUGGUACAUUUUUAUCAGCCAACACAACCAGUGUUCCCCGUGCAAGUGCGUGUGGGUGCAGGACGUGUGUGGUCAGGUUCCUUCAAUGCUUCAUUCUGCCCUCAUACCUCUGGCUGUCGGGAUCAGGUGAUUGCAGAAAACCAAAUUGAGCUCAACAUUUCUGAACCUGAGGUCUCUGUUACACUGGUGAUACCCGAUGGAAAAAUGCUGGUUCUGGAAAAUGUCUUAGUUGUUCCAGCAGACACCUACAGUUACAAAAUUCUUGACAAAAGGACAGUGGACAAGUCAUUUGAUUUUAUCAGCCAAUGUGGAGGAAACAAUUUUUAUAUUGACCCACAAGAGUCGUCGGCCUUCUGUAAGGACUCUGUGAGGUCACUAGUGGCUUUCUACAACAACGGAGCCCUGCCGUGUGAUUGCCACAGCGCAGGUGCCGUGAGCCCUACUUGUAGCCCCCUGGGAGGACAGUGUGUUUGCAGACCUAACGUCAUCGGUCGUCAGUGCAGCCGAUGCCAAACUGGCUACUAUGGAUUCCCGUUCUGCAAGCCGUGCAACUGCGGGCAACGUCUUUGUGAUGACGUGACUGGUAAAUGCAUUUGCCCUCCCCGAACUGUGAAACCAACGUGUGAAGUGUGCGAGGAACGUUACUUCAGCUAUCACCCUCUUGCUGGCUGUGAGAGCUGCAAUUGUUCAGAAAGAGGAGUCGUUAAUGCCGCAAGCCCAGAAUGUGAAAAAAACAACGGGCAAUGCAAAUGCAAACCAGGAGUAAAAGGAAGGCAAUGUGAUCAGUGUGCUCCUGGUACUUACGGUUUCCCAAACUGCGUGCCGUGUAACUGUAACAGAGAUGGAACAGAACCAGAUGUUUGCGAUCCCCAGACAGGAAUUUGUCUCUGCAAGGAGAAUGUUGAAGGUGUGGAAUGUGAUACUUGCCGACCAGGAUCCUUUUAUCUGGACCCUUCUAAUCCCAGGGGUUGCACCGCUUGCUUUUGUUUUGGAGCAACCAGCAACUGUCACAGCACAAAUCGACGUAGAACCAAGUUUGUGGACAUGAGGAACUGGCGCUUGGAGGCAGUGGAUGAAAAUAUUGACAUUCCAGUCACUUUCAAUCCAGUCAGUAACAGUGUAGUGGCUGAUAUUCAAGAAUUGCCUGCUUCAGUGCAUAGUUUGUACUGGAAAGCACCACCAUCUUACCUGGGAGAGAAGCUUUCUUCAUAUGGUGGCUUCCUAAGUUACCAAGUGAAAUCUUUUGGCUUACCUAGCGAGGGCAUGGUUCUUUUGGAUAAGAAACCUGAUAUACAACUAACAGGCCAGCAAAUGAAAAUUGCUUACAUGGAUCCCAACAACCCCCUGCCUGACCGUCAAUAUUAUGGCCGUGUGCAGCUAGUUGAGGGAAACUUCAGGCACGUCAGCACCAAUAACCGUGUAUCCAGAGAAGAACUGAUGACAAUCCUGUCUAGACUAGACAGCUUACACAUCAGAGGCCUUUACUUCACAGAGACUCAGCGAUUAACCCUUGGGGAGGUUGGGCUGGAAGAAGCCACCAGCGAAGGCAGCGGCAGCAUUGCCUACAGCGUAGAGACGUGCUCCUGCCCUCCGGAGUACACUGGUGACUCAUGUCAGGAAUGUGGCCUUGGAUUUUAUCGUGAGAAUGAAGGAUUAUUUACUGGACGCUGUGUUCCCUGCAACUGCAAUGGAAAUUCAAAUAGGUGUCAAGAUGGUACUGGAAAAUGUAUUAACUGUCAGUAUAAUACCGAUGGAGAAAAAUGUGAGCGCUGUAAAGAUGGUUAUUUUGGAGAUGCCACUCAAGGUUCCUGCCGGGUGUGUCCUUGCCCCUAUACAAACAGAUUUGCAACUGGCUGUGUGGCAAAUGGUGAAGAAAUUCAAUGUCUCUGCAAAGAGGGCUAUACCGGCGUCCGUUGUGAACGCUGUGCUCCAGGAUAUUUUGGAAAUCCACAAAAAUAUGGAGGCUACUGUCAGAAGUGUAAUUGUAAUAAUAAUGGACAGCUGGCUAGCUGUGACCGCCUGACUGGAGAAUGUUUCAAUAAUGAACCAAAAGAUGUGGAUCCCAAUGAAGAUUGUGACUCUUGCGACAGCUGUGUGAUUACACUGCUGAAGGAUUUGAGCAUAAUAGGUGACGAGCUUCAGCUCAUUAAAUCUCAGCUGCAAAACGUCCAUGCAAGUACCCACACACUGGACCAGAUGAGACGUCUGGAAACACGCAUCAAGGACUUAAAGGUCUUAUUGAACAAUUACCGUUCCGUUGUUCAUAAUCAGGGUUCAAAGGUAGAUGAGUUGGAGACAGAAUUCGUUAACCUAAAUCAUGAUAUAAAUGCUCUCCAAGAAAAGGCUGAAAUGAACUACAAAGCAGCUGAGAUAUUAUUUAAUAAUUUUGGCCAAACUCAUCAGAAAGGAAAGGAUUUGGUUUCACGAAUACAAAUAGCUGUCAACAGUAUACAAGUUCUCUUGGAACAAAUAGCUGGUACAAAUGCAGAAGGUAACAACUUGCCCUUGGGAGAUGCUGCCAAGGAACUGGCCGAAGCUCAACGCAUGAUGACGGAGAUGCGAAACCGCAACUUUGGCCAACUUCAAGCAGAGGCAGAGAAGGAGAGAACAGAAGCUCAGCUGUUACUGGCACGUAUUAAGAAUGAACUACGAAAGUACCAGCAAGAAAAUAAUGGGCUUAUUAAAAUUGUGCGGGAUUCAUUGAAUGAAUAUGAGUCCAAAAUCACUGACCUUCGUGAAGCUCUGAGUGAGGCCACAGGACAAAUCAAGCAGGCUGAAAACCUAAACAGAGAUAAUGGAGUUCUGUUGGAAGACAUUAAGAAACGGAUUGAGGAGACAAACGUACAACAGAACAAUAUCUUGGAUAUUUUGAGCUCUGCCCGAUCUUCCCUGACACAAGCUAACAGUGUACUUGGAUUAUUGCAAAAGAGCAAAGAGGAAUAUGAAAGCCUGGCUGCUCAGCUGGAUGGAGCAAGGAAGGAUAUGAAUGAAAAGCUGACAAAUCACUCCUUAUCAGCAAGCAAAGAACCACUGGUGGUGAGGGCUGAGGAGCAUGCCAAAUCUUUGCAAGACUUGGCAAAACAACUGGAAGAAAUAAAGAACAGUGCUAGGAAGGACGAGUUGGUAGGCUGUGCUGUGGAAGCUUCUACUGCCUAUGACAAUAUUAUUAAUGCCAUCAAAGCAGCAGAGGAAGCAGCCAACAAAGCUGGGAGUGCAGCUGACUCAGCUUUAUCGAUUAUGAAGAGAGAAGACCUAUCAGGAAAAGCUGCAAAGUUAAAAACUGAGAGCAGUACACUUUUGAAUCAAGCCCAGGAGACUGAAAGGACAUUACAAGCUAUUGGUCCAACCCUUGUAGACAUGAAGCAAAGGCUUGAUGCUGCUGACGGAAAGAAGAAUACACUGCAAACUGAUCUUGUCACUCUUCAAAAUAAUCUCAAUGGGAUAAACAGAGAUGACAUUGACAGCAUCAUCACCAGUGCAAAGAACAUGGUAAGAAGUGCCCAGGAUGUCACAACCAAUGUAUUGGAUGAACUCUUCCCAAUUCAAGUAGAUGUGGAAAAAAUUAAGAGUACCUAUGGAGGCACGCAGAGCGCUGGCUUCAGUAAAGCACUGAUGGAGGCAAACAAUUCAGUAAAAAAAUUGACAAACAAACUUCCAGAUCUGUUCAGCAAGAUUGAGAGUAUCAACCAACAGCUGAUACCAAUAAGCAACAUCUCUGAGAAUGUAAAUCGCAUAAGAGAGCUGAUUCAGCAAGCAAGAGAUGCUGCAAAUAAGGUUGCUAUUCCUAUGAGGUUCAAUGGCAGCUCUGGUGUAGAGGUUCGACCUCCAAGCAACCUUGAAGAUCUGAAAGGCUAUACUUCACUUUCUUUUUUUCUCCAAAGACCUCAGACAAGAGUAGACACCCCCCAGACGGCAUCCAAUAAGUUUGUACUGUACCUGGGUGAUAAAGAU